Molecule: messenger RNA, 1846 nt
Organism: Dendronephthya gigantea
Lineage: Eukaryota; Metazoa; Cnidaria; Anthozoa; Malacalcyonacea; Nephtheidae
Product: elongator complex protein 3-like
Exons: 23
Coding region: 63-1712 (549 amino acids)
Biological process (GO): tRNA wobble base 5-methoxycarbonylmethyl-2-thiouridinylation
Cellular component (GO): cytoplasm; nucleus; elongator holoenzyme complex
Molecular function (GO): acyltransferase activity, transferring groups other than amino-acyl groups; iron-sulfur cluster binding
Source: RefSeq, a predicted model, not a curated record
CUGAGCUAUAGUUUUGUUGUUUUGCAAAUUCUAUCGUAGGUUUCUGGGGCUAUAUUUUCACUAUGGUGAAGGCACGAAAGAAAGUGCCAGAGGCUUCACGAGCUGAGCUGAUGAUGCUGACAAUAUCAGAUAUUGUGAAUCAACUAAUUGAAGCACACAACAAGGGAGAAGAUUCAAAUUUAAAUAAAAUUAAAAGUCAUGCAGCCAGUAAAUAUGGACUGGCAUCACAACCAAGACUGGUGGAUAUCAUUGCAGCUGUUCCUGCUGCUUAUAAAAAGGAUUUGCUUCCAAAGCUUAAGGCCAAGCCUGUCAGAACUGCAUCUGGGAUUGCAGUUGUUGCUGUGAUGUGCAAGCCUCACCGUUGCCCGCAUAUCAAUAUGACUGGAAAUAUCUGUGUUUAUUGUCCGGGUGGCCCAGACUCGGACUUCGAAUAUUCAACUCAGUCAUACACUGGUUACGAGCCUACAUCAAUGAGAGCUAUUCGCGCCAGAUAUAAUCCAUAUGUUCAAACAAGACACAGACUUGAACAGCUCAAACAGUUAGGACACAGCAUUGACAAGGUUGAGUUCAUCGUGAUGGGUGGGACCUUUAUGUCCCUGGAUGAUGAAUAUCGAGACUUCUUUAUCAGAAAUCUUCACGACGCACUUUCUGGUCACGUCAGUAAUAAUGUCAACGAAGCUGUUUGUUUCUCGGAGAAAAGUAAAACGAAGUGUAUUGGCAUCACAAUAGAAACAAGACCAGAUUACUGUCUAACAAAACAUUUGAGUUCUAUGCUGGAAUAUGGUUGCACGAGACUUGAAAUUGGAGUUCAAAGUGUCUAUGAAGAUGUUGCGAGAGAUACGAAUAGGGGACAUACCGUAAUAGCGACGUGCGAAUCGUUUAACAUGGCCAAAGACGCUGGAUUUAAGGUCGUCUCCCACAUGAUGCCAGAUUUGCCAAAUGUUGGCUUAGAACGGGACAUUGAACAAUUUAUUGAAUUUUUCGAGAAUCCGGCAUUCAGAGCUGACGGCUUAAAGAUAUAUCCAACCUUGGUUAUUCGUGGAACAGGUCUUUACGAGCUGUGGAAAACGGGAAGAUACAAAAGUUACCCUCCUGAUGUUCUGAUCGACCUGGUUGCUAGAAUACUAGCCCUAGUACCACCUUGGACAAGAAUUUACAGAGUUCAAAGGGAUAUUCCGAUGCCGUUGGUCACAUCAGGUGUUGAACACGGUAAUCUUAGAGAACUGGCACUGGCGAGAAUGAAAGAUCUUGGAACCACGUGUCGAGAUGUGAGAACAAGAGAAGUUGGAAUCCAGGAAAUUCAUAACAAGGUUAAGCCUUACGAGGUUGAGUUAAUUCGUCGUGAUUAUGUCGCUAAUGGCGGUUGGGAGACUUUUCUUUCAUAUGAAGAUCCUGCACAAGAUAUCUUAAUAGGCCUCCUUCGUCUUCGCAAAUGCGCCAAAGAUACUUAUCGUCCCGAACUGUCGGGGAAAUGCUCCAUUGUUCGAGAGCUACACGUUUACGGCAGCGUUGUACCGGUUAGUUCACGUGAUCCAACAAAGUUUCAACACCAGGGUUUUGGUGUACUUCUAAUGGAAGAGGCGGGGAGGAUUGCAAAAGAUGAACACGGCAGUGUGAAAAUUGCUGUCAUUUCAGGUGUUGGUACCCGUAAUUACUAUCGCAAGUUGGGAUAUGAUCUGGAGGGACCUUAUAUGACAAAGAUGAUCAACUAAGAUUCCCUUAAAUCUUUCAUGUCUGCAUGUGAGCUGGACAAGUUAUAUUUGCCGCAUUGGCAUAAUAAUAAGUAAUAAGAUACGUAACAAACUUUAUAAUAUUCUAAUGAUUUCGUGGGUGAUAAUAAGAUCAC